This is a messenger RNA of Cheilinus undulatus (humphead wrasse), 3398 nucleotides long. It is a transcript of the gene creld1a, whose product is annotated as protein disulfide isomerase CRELD1. Gene Ontology annotation, molecular function: calcium ion binding. Bases 35 to 748 code for a protein of 237 amino acids. The record is from RefSeq and is a predicted model, not a curated record. The transcript has 6 exons. NCBI's taxonomy places the organism in Eukaryota, Metazoa, Chordata, Actinopteri, Labriformes, Labridae.
AGAAGUUCCCCCUAGUCGACGUAGUUUAAAGGAGAUGGGACUGUGGAGGCUCCACAGGGCUUUGCUGCAGGCUGCUCUGCUGUGUUGUCUGGUCGCUGGUCAGGCACACAGCUGUCCACAUGCCUGCAUGAAGUGUUCAGGGCCUGAAAACAACCAGUGUGAGGAAUGCAGCACAGGGUGGACUCUCCAUAAUAACACCUGUGUAGACAUAGAUGAGUGCGGCACAAAGGUGGGAAACUGUCCUGUAAACAGAUAUUGCUUCAACACAGCAGGGUCCUUCGAGUGCAGAGAUUGUGACCCAGCCUGUGUGGGCUGUAUGGGCAGUGGACCGGCGCGCUGCAGAAAGUGUGCCGUUGGGUUCACACUGACAGGAUCCAAGUGUUUGGAUACCGAUGAAUGUAGUGACAGAGUGCUGGCCUGUCUGGGUCUUGAUCAAAUCUGCAUCAACACAAUAGGCUCGUUUCGCUGUGACUGUGCUCAAGGAUUUUUCCACAGAGAUGGUGUCUGUGUGAGGAAACAGCAGCCGAGGGUUCAAGAGAAAGGUCUGUUUGAGGACAUCCAGGAUGAUGAGAUAGAGGUGCUGCAGCAGAUGUUCUUCGGGGUGUUGCUUUGUGCUCUAGCCACACUGGCUGCUAAAGGAGAUAUGGUUUACACGUCUCUGUUCAUAGGAGCGGUGGCAGCCAUGGCAGGAUACUGGCUCUCUGACCGGGGAGACCGUUUGUUAGGCAACUUCCUCAAAGGACAGUAAAACUGAGCUGAUCUAAAAAGGACUGACAUAUGUAAGAGUUCAGAAGCACCAAUGCAUGGACUGUUGUUCAACAAGGCUGUUUACAGUCACUGUCAUGUGAAUAUACUGCAUUAACAUUAAAUAUGGUGAUAAAAAUUAGUGAUAUUCAAAAAUAUUGUUCUUUAAUCAAAUCAGCCUUUUCCAAUCAGAAAAGAAAUUUUUAGAGUAAAUUUUUAAGUUAGUGGAACCACAGGAAAGCAGUGAAAGUUUUAUACUUUAUGCUUAGGAGACACAAUUCAUGAAUUUCGAGGCCCAAGAAAGCUUUUAUACAUUUAUGAGGGAUGAGAUUUAUCCCGAAGAAUGCCAAACAGCCAGUAAGAUCCUCAGUUCCUUGCCAUCUUCCAAGUUCUCCAGUCUUCCAACACAAUUCACCAAGACAGUCAAAGUUUUAGGAAGACCUUACACCUACUGGGAGGUCAAAUGUAACUCAAGUCUGGAUCUAAACUAUCUCAGCUAUGACUUGUGUAGAAUGUAAACUCUGUCUCCUCUAAUGUUAUACAGUCAUUGUUUCAUCAUGACAGCAGGUAUUUGUACAGUAGUAUGUCUCUAUUUAUUGUAUUUGUUAUUUUUAACUAACAAAUCACAAAGACCUAGAAAAAUGUGUACUGUUACCCUUAACAGACAUAAGACUUAAGUAAAUGUCUGAUUUAAACUUGAAAGGUGCUUAUUUGGAAUCAUAUUAGUUUAUAUAGAGAUUGUUCAUAUUCUUCCACAAUUUUGCUUCUUAGGUCCUCAGACAAUUCUCGGCUCUUUCUCUUCUCCAUGCUUGGUGUGACACAGGCAUACAACAUAAAGGUUGAGUCAACUUUUAUAUACUCUAACUGGCUUCAGGUGUGAUUUCUAUAUUGCCAGUUCCUGUUACUUGCCACAGCUGAGUCUAAACGAACAUCACAUGCUUGAAACAAAAUGAUUUACCCACCGUUUUAAAAGGGUGCCAACAAUUUUGUUUGGCCCAUUAUUUGAGUUUUGUGUAAAAUUAUGUCAAUUUUGGCUUUUUUCUCCUGUUUUUUUUGUGUUGUUCCAAUGCACAUAAAGGAAAUAAUCAUGUGUAUACAAUAACUUUUGUAAUUGCAACAGUUUCUGGGAGAAAUGGUGUAGCUUCUGGAAAAAUUCCAGGGGUGCCAAUACUUUUGUCCAUGACUGUAUUUAAACUAGGACAUUUGGGAAAGCUGUGUUGAAAAAUCCUUGCUCUGUUUAACAGCACUUGGAAGAUACUUGAGAAAACAUGACAUUUUUAUAGGGGGACUAAUAAUUUUGUCCACAUCUGUACAUCAUUAUUGUGCUGAUUUUCCUUUUGCAAUAACCUAAAGUCAUGUUUCAUAUAGAAAAAUGCAGGUUUAACAUUUUUUUAAUUAGAGUAGAAAAUCCCUCAGAGACAGAAAGAAAGUCACCUUUAUUUGAUGGAUAUAAACAAGCUGGCCAACACUCAAUAGUAAUAUUCUGAUACAGCACAUACAAUAGCAAACGGGGGCACUGAGGACAGCCUCCUAGGUUUAAAAAAACUAAACAUCAUGCUUCAUUCAAUACUUGACUCAGUCUCGCUUUUUUUCUCUAGGGACUUCUUCUGAUAAAGUUUUUUUAAAUAGAUUUUUCUCUUGUGCAUUCAUGAGACUCACAGAUACACACAUACUGACAAACACCCAGAAAGGCAGUUACACAUCCACACCCACUCAUACGCACGCACAUCCCUCUUUUCUGGUUACAUUUACACGAGCAACCCCAAGAAACAUGCUGCACUCUCACAAAACUGCACAGGCUGUCUACUAAUGGGACACAGUAAGUGAGACACACACAUCACUCUCAAACACAACAUCACACCGUCACAAUGCACGAUGCAGAUGCAAUUAAUGAGUGAGGAAUGAUGCAUCAUGGGAGAUUAGCUCACGUUCACACGGGUUGUCAUUCAGCAUGCUGGACACUCACAUUUAACUUGUUCCUAGGUUUUUACUGUACAGUUCAAAACAUUUACUUUUACAAAUAGUACAGUCUCAAACUGGCAUAUUCAAAAGCGCAAACAAUAGAAAAAAUAAAGCUAACUUAAAUGAAAAAUAAAAAAGUAAACAUUUGUUCUGUCAAAGAAAAGAGUUUCUGGCAUUGGUCACAGUGAUUUGUUUGAUCCAAAGUUUUAGCAACCUACAAAAAAAUAAAUAAAAAAAGCAAAAAAAUAUGAAUAAGAACAAUAAAGUGAAAAUGUAUGCUAGGCUUGUCAUACUUUUUCUCAAAGGCUUUUGAAUUACUGCUAACUCUACAGGCCUUUAAUGUCGAGUCUUUCUACACGGCUGCCUCCAGGCACUGAUGCAGACUUGACUUGUCAACUCCACCUCACACCGGUGUCAGUCAUACACAACCAGGAUUAGUUUUUAGUCUAAGCCUCAGCUGAGAUAAGCCCGUGUGUCUCCUAAACCUUUUUGACAUGACAGUUGAGAAAUCGCUCUGCAUAGAGAACAGGAGAUUAUCCUUACAUCACCACUCUCAGUUGGCACAUUAUGUAAAAAUCAGCAUGCAUGGGCACGAUUGAAAUGUUUCAUGUUUUCUACCAUGUAAAUCAUAAAUGGUGUCUCUUGGUAGGAGAACCCCCUACUUCAAGUAUUCAGUAGAUAAGGACCUGAAA